Molecule: messenger RNA, 2262 nt
Organism: Emericellopsis atlantica
Lineage: Eukaryota; Fungi; Ascomycota; Sordariomycetes; Hypocreales; Bionectriaceae
Exons: 2
Coding region: 1-2262 (753 amino acids)
Source: RefSeq, a predicted model, not a curated record
AUGGUGCCGACAGGCGAGUAUGGUACGACUGGGUAUCGGAUGGCCCCUCGCAUCAACCUGCGUAGAAGCGAGGCGCGCCUGAUGGCCCGGGCCAACGAUGACGAGGCCAAGCCGUAUUCCUUCAGCAACAUGAAGGUACCUAUUAUUAUUGCGGUAGUUGUUCCCAUCGUGAUUGGCAUCUGCGUUUUCUUCUACCUACACCGAAAAAACGUCAAGAGACAAAGGGCAGAAGACGCAAAUGACCCUACCAGAGGUCUCGACUUUGGCCUAGAUGGCGAACCUACUCCCCUUGGGGGGAAGAAGAAGAAGCCUCGCCGGAGUAUUCUCCUUGGUGGAGGAGCAGAGAAAUCGAUGCACAAGACAAACCAGCUUUCCAUGGAUAUGAACCUUGACUCACCUUACCUCCUUCCGCCUCAACAGCAUGGUUCCCAGGACUCAGUUCACACAUUGACACGGAAUUAUCCCAUCGAAUAUGAUCCUUACCGGAUGGUCAAUAGCGAGUGCGGCGGCAGUAUCAGGUCUUUCAACAAGGAAGGAUCCAUUCAUGGAAGUAAGCGUGCCUCCGUCCUUACUGGCCGAUCGGUCAAAGGAGCCACUCGGCAAGGGUCAUUUCCCCGAACUCCAUUGUCGCCUGGAGAUGCUUCUCCCGUGGAGAAGGAUCCAUUCGCAACGCCUCCAGCAGCUCCUGAACCUACGCAUCAAGGGCGCGCCACACCACAGCUCCAAGAACCCAUCGUACCCGUCAAGCCAGUUGUGCCCGAAAUUGGAACGAUCCCCUACCCUGAUGAGAAGGAACAGGGAGACCCGCAUCGCAUUCCCAGCAUCCAAAUGCCUCCGUCAACUGUUGCGAGGAGUCCCGAAGAUCGUAUCGCCAGCCCGCCACACAACUCCCUACAAUUCGAUCUAGCUGGUCCCGCCCAGCCCAACGCAAUUGGCGUUGCGCAUACUGGGGACAGCUCUGUGCCGACAAACCACGGGCUGGGUCUUAACCUGGACCUACCUCAGCCACUGUCACCCGUCAAGGAUGAGCUGCAUAUGUCCGGCGCUGAUGGCAACGCAGCCCCCGGACAGGCGAUGACGCGCGAUAGUCAAAUGUCAAAGAGUGACUAUGGCGAUCACACCCAGCCCAACACACAGACCGGCGAAUACUAUGACGACUACGAGGACUUUGGUCGCGGCCGCGCACGCGUCUCUCGAAUGGACCUCGAGGAGCAGCAGCAACAGGCCGGUCUCGGUGUUCCCCAGCAAGAUAACAAACGCCUGUCCGUUGGAUUCCGACCUCUGCCACCCGAUGACGCGCUGGAGUCCGAGGACCCUGAGUACAGAGCGAACCGUAUUCGUUCAUUCUAUAGGGAGUACUUUGACGACUCUGCUCCUGCGCCCCCCAUGCCCAAUGUCCCUGCCGAGUACAAUGGAGGAGGAGCAGGAGCAGGAGGAGGUGCUCAGUACUAUGAGGACUAUGACGACCAAUACAUGGGUGAGGCCGCCUACUACGACCCCGACAGCAACGCCUUUGUGAUGCCUUACGCGCAGCCCGUGCAGCGUCGCGCCAUGACACCCCCCCCAAGCAACCGACGCGGGCCUCCUGGACCUGGACCCCGUGGCCCGCCCGGCCCUGGGCGUCAUGGUCCCCGACCCCAUGGACCUCACGGGUCUGUUGGUGGCAUGAGCAUGCAAGGCGGUCGUCCGCGGGCAGGCUCUGCUGCUUGGGGCUCUCGGGCUCCAUCCUCGCUUGGCCCGCGCCCCGACUCCUCUGCCUCCGCCCGUGGUGGCCGGCCGCCGAAGAAGAACCUGCCGCCUCCAUCGGCACUCAGUACCCUUCCGACCCCGUCGAAGCUGAGGGAUGACAACUUUGCCAUCUUCAAUGCCGCUGAUUUCGCGCCUCCAGAGUCAUUCCAGUCGAGAGCGCGUGGCCGAUCCCAGAGCCCGCUCGGCGAGAGGAGAGAGUACUCGCCAUCCGUCGCUGCGGCCUCUCCGCUGGUGAGCUCGUACGACGAGCUUGCGGCCAUGCCCAGCCCGCACAUGCUCCGAAAGUCGACGACAUUUACCAGUCUGGACUUUUUGCCGCCCAAGAAGUUUAAGGACAACGACAACCAGAGUGACGCGGGCAGCAUCAGGAGCAACCGCAGUGGCAUGUCCUCGACGGCCAUGUCCGCCAUCCGGUCGGGCGCAGGUCGUGUGAGCCGACUGCCUGGCGACACGGUGUUCACACAGCAAGCACUGGCGGGCGAGCUCAAGCCCCAAUGGGGCAUGCGGCCAUGA